Molecule: messenger RNA, 5330 nt
Organism: Wasmannia auropunctata (little fire ant)
Lineage: Eukaryota; Metazoa; Arthropoda; Insecta; Hymenoptera; Formicidae
Gene: pygo
Product: protein pygopus
Exons: 5
Coding region: 536-2041 (501 amino acids)
Source: RefSeq, a predicted model, not a curated record
GGGACACGCGUAACGCUAGUCUCGACGACAAUGGCGACCUGAGAAGGUUCGUAUGGCGUGUGGCUGGGAUAUACGCUCGUUCCGUUACCCGAGCUUCGCGACACCGAAAGUGCGAGAUCUCGUUCACCGCGGCACCGUGUACGCGCGCCCGUGAAUGCGCGGCCCGUUCGCGCCACCGGGAGACGCGUUGCGCGCGCGAGGCGCAAACCGGAAUCGCGUUCAGACAGAUCGCUCAUCCCGCUAGGGUCAGCAGCAGCAGCAGCAGCAACAGCGGCGGCGGCGGUGGCGGCGGCGGCAACAAACAGCGGCUGCUGCAUCGACGACAGCGAGUGCGGCUGGCGAGCGAUUCGACGCGGUGCGGAUUCGCGGACGGUGCCGGUGUUGCCCCGGCGAAGAAAAAAAAAAUAUAUACGACCGUGCCAUGCACAUCACGAUCGCGUCGUCGCGUCCGCUAUAAUGCGCUGUGGAUUAAGAAUAAUUACUUGCCACGAAAAUCCAGUGGUGCUGGCAUGAUAAAAUAAGGGAAGCGAAGGAAAUGAGCCACAAUAUUGCGGGCAUGCCACCCUUCACAAGGAUGCCACUGGGGGGUAUGGGAAUGGGUGUGAAUAUGGGCCCCAAUGCCCCACAUCCUGACUCUUCUGCUCACCCCCAUCCACCACCGCCACCACCAGCUGGUACUAAUCCUAAAAAGAAAAGGCGUACAAAUGCAAGUGUUGCCCAACCACCUCCGCAACAACCUCCAUCUGUACAGGACCUACUACCCCCGCCCUUAACUGGUUACGGUGACACAAUAGUAGCAAGUAAUCCUUUCGACGAUACGCCACCACAAACCACGCAAAGUCCAAUGAUGCAUGGCGCGCCUUCACAUAUGCAUCCUCAUCAUCCACAUCACAUGGGCGGUCCUCCUAUGCGAGGCAUGAGCCCUUUAACCACGAUGGGUGGCAUGAGUCCUAUGAUGCCACAUAAUAUGGGCAAUAUGAGCCCAAUGGGUAAUUCACCCAUGACAAAUCACAUGAAUCAUAUGGGAGCGAUGUCUCCUAUGAAUCAUGCUCCUAUCGGAGGCAUGAGCCCCAUGAAUAACAUGGGCCCGAAUAUGCCUCCUGGUCCAAUGAACACCAUGAACAAUCACAUGAAUAUGAGCCAUAUGGGAAAUUCGCAACUAAGUGGCCCACCUAUGGGUAGUCCGAUGAAUAAUAUGAACAGUGGGCCGAUGGGCAGUCCAAUGAACAACAUGGGUCACAAUAUGGGCAGUCCUAUGGGUGGGCCUUUAGGUUCUCCGAUGAACAUGGGAGGAUCUAAUCACAUGCCUAAUGGACCAAUGAACAUGAACAACAUAAAUAGCCAUAUACCGCCCAACAGUCCAUUAAAUGGGCCGUCACUUAACAAUGUAAACAGUCCACUGGGACACAAUGGAUCUCAACCUCAUCCGAAUCACAUGGGAAACAAUCUCAACAACUUAGGAAGACCUAUGAACGGACCUAUGACCACCAUGAGUUCGAUGGUGUCGAACAACAUGAAUAUGACUGGGCCAAGUCAAAUAAACAACAUGAAUAUGGGUGGUCCAGGAAUGAAUAAUAUGUCUAACAUGAACAUUAGUCAUCACAAUCAAAUGGGAAGUCACAUGACAGGUCCAAUGGGCACAAUGUCCAAUAAUAUGGGUGGUGGACCACCUAUGGGACAUCCUAUUAAUUCCAUGGGAGGAUCUAUGCCACCACACGGGUUUCAAGGCCCGCCAGGAAUGGGUCCAAAGCCAAUGCCAAUUUCUGCGGGCAAGAUCUAUCCUCCAGAUCAGUCAAUGGUAUUUAAUCCACAAAACCCUAAUGCGCCACCAAUUUAUCCCUGUGGAAUUUGUCAUAAGGAAGUACACGACAAUGAUCAGGCAAUUCUGUGCGAAUCAGGUUGUAAUUUUUGGUUUCAUAGGAGCUGCACAGGAUUGUCGGAAUACGCUUAUCAAUUAUUAACGGCGGAGGUCUACGCGGAAUGGGUGUGUGAUAAGUGUUUGCAAUCGAAGAACAUACCCCUGGUUAAGUUUAAACCAUAACACUUCGUGUCCCGUCGUUCAUGCGACGCUCCAGUGACUAUUUGUUAGCGUUAAUAUGUGGUACGCGCACAUAUGUGUGUGCAAUUGUGCACACAACACAUACACACAAACGACACCCUAGCACAUGGUAAAUAUUAAUGCACGUGCGAUGUCGUGCAUUCAAUAUAAAAAUAUGCUGUUUGUUAACAACUUAGCUUUAACUUGUUGAAAUAUUAGGAUAUCAUUGUAAGUUGAUGAAUAUGUGAAAGCUGAGAUAAUAUUCAGAUAUCAUUUUAAUUUCAAGUUUGUUCAUGACAAAUGGAUUCAUACACAGGCUCAUAAAAUUAUUAAAUUAAUAUAUUAUUUAAUGAAUCUCUUGGCAGGUAAUGGAAAUAACUGGUAUAUGUUUUUUCUUAUUUAAAAAACUUAUUUAUAAUGUAAAAUAUUAAAAAAAAAAUUUGUAAUUCAUGAUAUUAAGACGAAGAUUUUAAAAAUCUUAAGUUUUUAAACGAUAAUGUGAAAUAUUUGAGAUUUUCAAAGAAUUUAGUAUUUUUGUGACUAAUUGCAUUUAAUGCGAAAUUAAUGAUAUCUACGUAUAUUUGGAUUUUAUUAACAAAGCAGGUGUAAGACAUAUAUUAGAGACGAGCCGCGAACAAUUUUGCAUCGUCUUUUGUUUUAUCCUAUAUAAACGUUCCUGAUAUACAUUGUAAAUGAUAUCAUCUCCGCAAUUGACUUUUAAACGUUGUUUGUAACGAUAAUUUUAACCAAAAUUAUAACCAAAAAGAAAGUGGUUUGUACGAGUACCAUUUGUCAUUGGAGCCAUCGAGCAUCAAUUAUAAUUUUUUCUUUAUAUUUCUGUUAAUAUAGGAUAAAAGGUAUGAAUUAAAAUCACAUUGAUACAUUUGAAAUCAUAUACGCAGGUCAUACAUUUUUUAAAUUACCUUUAUCGCAGGUAACGAAUAUAUCGCCUUUAUCAUGCAGAUGAUAUAUUUAUUGUGAUACAAAUUAUAUUGAUUGAUUGAAGGUUGAUGUAAGAGCUUGUCACAAGUCCUAUUUUUUAUUGUUAAAUCUACAUGUUUUAUUAAAUUUAAGUAUAUGACUUAAUACAAUCAGCAUGAAUGGGAUUAGCUGCAAUGCGCUAAUGCCAUUCAAGAAACGGAAUUACACAAACACAAAUGCAGUAUUGGUACUCCCAGGCGAUAUACCUAGAAAUGCUGCAAUUCUUAUAUUUUUAUAUAUCACAUAUUUUAUAAAGAAGACCAUGGUAAAUUUUACUUUAAUAUUUUUGAUUUAUUUUAGCAUAAUUCGGUUGGAUGCGUAACACAUGUACAAGCACACAUUUAAAGACUGUUAUACACAAAUUGAAAAAAGUCUGUAUAGUAUAACAGAUAAACAUAAACAGAUUGGAUCAUGUGCUUGAUAAAAUAUAUGUUUUAUAUUUUACUCAUUCGAGAUGCUUAUGUUUUUAGAUACAAUAACUAUUGUACAAUAGACUGUGUAAUUUGCGCCAGUGCAAUCGAAUUUGCAAUAAGCAAACUGAGAAUGCUUUUAUCUUUAAAUUAUUAUUUUUUUAUGUUAAUCAUAAUUUGAUUGAUUAUACAUGUAUUGUUGCCAUGGUUUAAACUCUUAAUUUGUCUGCGCGGUUAAAUUAGGAUAUAAGAAAUAUAUCUCUGAAGCUGUGUAAAAAGUUUUUUAUGAAAAUAAUUUUAUUUAUGAAGUAAUCUUUAAUGCUUACGCACACAGCAGGAAUUUAUUUACUGAUAUUAACAUGCAGGUUUUUCUACUGUAAUGAGAAGAUUUUAUAUCCAAUAGAAAUCCAAUAGGAAAUAGAAUCGGCAUAAGCAUCUAACAUUUAGCUGAAGUGCAAAAUGAUGAAAUUGUUAAAAAAAACUAGUUGUAAAAUUGUGAAAUUGUAAAAUUUUCGGAAUUGCGCCGCAGAUUACGUGUCUUUUGCUAGCAUUUGCUUUUAUAAUUUGCUUUUAUAAAUCAUCUUAAUUCACCGUUUAUCUAUAAAAGAUAAUGUAUAGCGAAUUUGAGUAGUGUGCAUAAAGACUGUUGUACGCAAAGUGAAAUGUAAUAGCGUACCGUGCAUACGCGGCUGGAUGCUCAACACAGUUAUUUCAUCGUUCGAUGUUUUAAAAGCGCCGUUCAAAGCGCCUACAUUGUAUCUAUUAGCUAAAUUAAUAUACAACGGACUUUGGUCUGCACUAAUGCAUCCAACCAAAUUCGUUAUUAAAUUGAAACUAUUUCGAAGUAAAACAAAGUAAUAUCUCUCAACUUCAUGAUAAAGGAAUCUGUGCACACUUAACAAUUUUAACUAGCUAGCGUAAUCUUCGCAUCUGCCAGAUUUACAGUAUCGACGAUAUUAAUAUUAAAAAGAAUUGAGCAUAUUAUUGUCAGGAGAUUAACUGUUAAAACAAAAAAAUUAAAUUCCGUCGGCAGCUAAUACAAAUUUAUCGUCUACGGAUUGUAUAGUUUUUUAUAUGUAUAUGAAAUAUUAGCCACAGAUAUAUAUAUAUAUAUAUACAUAUAUAUAUAUAUCAUUUAAUGCCUGUAUUAAACGGAGAUCUAACGAACGGAAGCAGAAAUUUAUUAUUGAAUUAUUAGUGUAUAUUGUAUCUCAAUUAGGUGAAUUUACUAAUUUACUCUUAAGAUGUAAAAUUUAAUUUUGGAUCAAGAAAUUAAUUUUAUAGGCCAAUUUCUUCAUCUGAAAUUAAAUUAUUUUUCACUCGAAGUCUCCGUUUAAUUCAUGCCUUAAGCUUGUUUUACUAUAAUCGUUUUUAACACAUUACAUGUGAGUAACAUACACAGGAUCCUACAUAAUGCUCAUAUUUUAGUAUUACAACGAAUAGGAUACCAUCUUCACAUAUCUCCUUUCUAUAUUUUCUCGCGCGGGAAGAUCACGUUACAAUCUGUUAUUACGUUACUUUUAUUACAAAAGUUAAAAAAAAUAUGCAGGGGAUUAAGCGAUUUACGAAGACACUCUUUACAUGGAUAACGUCAGUGGCUGAAGCAACGGAUGUAAUCAUUUUCUAGUACAAAAAAACGAUGAGCUGUUUAAUUUAAGUGACUAAAGGUAAUAUUUAUCUUUCACAGAAUUAAGCCAUAAGUGAUUAUAUAAUUCUAUACGAUCGAAAUAAUUUUAAUGACAAUUGCUACACCAUGUCAUUCGUGACACGGAGCAUCUGUCUCGAUGCACGUGUCGCAUAAUAAUUCCUUCGUUUUUGUCGAUAAUGAUUUGAUAUGUGUUUUUAUGAGCUUAACCCCCUCUUGUAAAAAUUUGUUCGAAACAAAUGCAUUUUAUGUGUCC